UGGGCAAACCCAGCAAUGAUUAGGCCCCCGUUGUUGCCUGGUGCUGCCGCGUCUGUGCUUUGCUGUUCAUGAACAUUUCUGGCGCUCCGGGAGUGUUUCUGCAUCUUCUCUCUCUCCCACGUCCGCAAGCCUGAGGAUUUCCGCCUCGGUUCGAGCAAAGUUGUCCACGAUGGCAGAGCUUUCCACGGAUGCGUACUGGCGAGCGCCUCCAAUUGCUAGAACUGUCGCGACUGCUACGUUUGGCCUGUCUGUCGCUGUGUAUACGGGACUCCUUGACGGGGGCCUCUUCAUGUAUGACCAUCGCCUCGUCUUGUGGAUUCCUCCGCAGCUAUGGCGCCUCGUAACAUGCUUCCUGAUCACCUUGCCAAACCUGGGUAUCUUGUUCGACACUUUCCACAUGUACAUCUACAUGAGUCGGCUGGAAAGAGGUCAUCCGCGGCUGUCUAGACGAGAAGAUUUUGUCUGGUACUUGAUCUUCAUAUGCGGAACCAUUCUGAUACUCAAUCACCUGUCCGGCUUCGAUUUUGGACUGCUGACGCAGGCACUCAUCCUCGCCAUGGCAUACACCGUAACCCAGGAGCAGCGAGGACAGACGACGAACUACAUGUUCAUCAACAUCCCGUCUCAGCUUGUGCCGUUUGCCAUGAUGGCUAUCAACCUGUUCUUUCCCGGAGGUAUCGGUAUGGUGUUGCUGCAGCUUCACGGGCUGGUUGCGGCGCACCUGUAUCUGUUCUUGACCAAGAUCUGGCCUGAGAUUGGUGGCGGCAGGAACUGGCUCGAGACGCCCGCGUUCAUCACGACGCUUGUGAACGGGGUCACCCCAGCGCCGCCACGACCAGCCGUUGGAGCGAGAGCGCCUGGUACAGCCUUUGGUCAAAGCAGCGGUGCUUCUCGCGGACCCUUACCGGACUCGUGGCGGACUAGAGGGCCUGGCCACCGUCUGGGCUAG
Trichoderma reesei QM6a is the source of this 949-nucleotide messenger RNA. RefSeq lists its product as uncharacterized. Gene Ontology annotation, molecular function: misfolded protein binding; ubiquitin-specific protease binding. Gene Ontology annotation, cellular component: endoplasmic reticulum membrane; Hrd1p ubiquitin ligase ERAD-L complex. The transcript is spliced from 3 exons. NCBI's taxonomy places the organism in Eukaryota, Fungi, Ascomycota, Sordariomycetes, Hypocreales, Hypocreaceae. Gene Ontology annotation, biological process: endoplasmic reticulum unfolded protein response. The coding region runs from base 170 to 949 and encodes 259 amino acids. The record is from RefSeq and is a predicted model, not a curated record.